Molecule: messenger RNA, 1240 nt
Organism: Babjeviella inositovora NRRL Y-12698
Lineage: Eukaryota; Fungi; Ascomycota; Pichiomycetes; Serinales
Exons: 1
Coding region: 84-1220 (378 amino acids)
Biological process (GO): sphingosine biosynthetic process
Cellular component (GO): cytoplasm; membrane; intracellular membrane-bounded organelle
Source: RefSeq, a predicted model, not a curated record
AUUUUUCGGUCCACAGUUUAUAUAAGAUUUCUCGCAUAUCCGGGGAUGCUACAAGAUCUUACUAUUUCCUAACGCCUUUGCCAAUGACCGAUAUAUGUAUAACUGCCGAUGGGGAAUUAAUCACCGUUAUCCAGUCCGAUGAUAUCUUUCAAUUGCUGAAACUGCCUAGCAGAACCAAAACCGAUGCGGUGCAGGUGACUGAGUUGCCACUGUACUUACGCAACCACGUGUUAGUGAUUGAUUCUGCCAGCUCUGGAGCCGGUAGAGGGGCCUCCCCUGGUAUCUACCAACAAGUGAUCCAACCUUUAUUUGAGAUUCUUGCCAUCAAGCAUCAAUAUGUUCUCACGCAGUCAGCCACCCAUAUUGCUGAGAUUGCCGCCUCCUUGUCCCAUGAACGGGAUACGACGGUGUUAAUUAUCAGCGGAGAUACCUCCAUCCAGGAGUUUGUCAACGGAUUGGGGAAAAUUGCUACUCCUAAAAAGAUAUUCAUUGCCACUAUCCCCCACGGUACGGGAAACGCGUUGUCACGCUCCUUGCGUCCAGAUAACGGCCCGCUUCUCGCCGUAAAGUCGCUUUUAGAGGGCUCCUUCGGUGCAUUUCCCAUCUACGAAGUCCAGUUUCCACCACUUUCGUCUUUCGUGGCUUCUUCCGAGCCUGUCUCGCUGUUAAAGUUUGUCGUCGUGCUCAGCUGGGGCUUUCACGCGUCGUUGGUAGCUGAUAGCGACACCCCCGAGAUGAGAAAGUUGGGGUUGCAGCGCUUCCAGGUGGCUGCACAAGACAACCUCAAACGCGAGCAGAUCUAUCACGGGACAGUAGAAAUCUUGGCUAAGGGAAACGUGUUGACUGCAGACAAUGGCCCUUUCAGCUACGUGGUGGUUACCCCUGUCACGCGGUUUGAGCCGACGUUUGAGAUAUCGCCACAAGGGAACGUGUUUGAGAACAGCUUAUAUUUGGUAUCUUUCAAAGGGGUGGAAAAAAAUGAGGAAAUUUUGGAGAUUAUGCACAAAGUGUAUGCUGCUGGCAGCCAUAUCCACGAUCCAAGGGUCACGUACCAAAAAAUUAUGCCUGGAGAUGUGCUCAAAUUGGCGGUUAAUGAAUCAGGUGAGACAAAGAGACGCGUGUGUGUUGAUGGUGCGAUUGUGGCUUCUGGCAAAGGGGCGAUCGAGGUGACGUGUUUGGGAAAUCACGUUAAUGGCUGGGAUUUGCGUUUAAUUGGGUAGGCGAGAUUGUGUAAUAACGA